UUAUUUUCAGUGGUCGUGCUGCUAGCUCGUAGACUUAGAAGAGGAGACAGAUAGAUGUAUUCAAUCGUUGAAAAGCGUCGCCUUUUUUAUUUGGGAUUCGAGUAAACAAGAAAGUUAGUUAUUUUGGUUUAUUUGUGUAAAGCUUGCUUUUUACUAUGUCCGAUAGUCAAAGCAGAGGUAGGAGGACCUCAAGCGAGGAAAGUAGAGACAGGGACUAUGCGGGAUCGCGUCGUCCACGAUCCACUUUAUCCCCAACAACAGAAGAACCGCGACAUAAAAUUCAAAAAAGAUCUUCCCCUGGAGAAGGUCCAUCAACUUCUUCAAGAAGUCAUCAUGAACGCAGUGAACGCCAUGAAAAAUCUGAUCGCCGUGAACGAAGUCCUGAACGUCGAGAACAUUCCGAACGUCGAGAACGAAGUGAACAUUCUGAAAAACCUGAGCGUCGGGAACGAAGUGAACUAUCUGAUAAACCUGAACGCCAAGAACGUUCUUUAUCUCAAAGUUCACGUCCUUCGGUUGGAGGACAAGCUGAAAGAGGUAGACCAGACAGACGCGAACGUUAUGAAAUCGUUCAUACUCGUCCACAAGAAAUCGAUUCAAAGUGUGGAAAGUCAGGUGCACCAAUCAGCCUCCAAGCAAAUUAUUUCCGACUGCUUACAACUCCAACUUGGCGGAUUUAUCAAUAUCAUGUUGAUUUUUCACCUGAUGUCGAAUUGCGACGCAUUCGGGGAGGAAUUCUUUCAGAACACAAAGGACUAUUCGGUGGCUACAUUUACGAUGGAAUGAAAAUGUUUAGUACAACCAAACUACGUGAUGAUUUGUUAAAAUUGGAAACAACAAGCAAAUCUGGAGAAAAAUACAUGAUAACUGUGAAAUAUGUUGGAGUUAUCUCUAUGAAAGAAUGGCAAUCACUACAAAUUUUAAAUUUAAUUCUUCGUCGUGCAAUGGAAGGUCUUAAGUUACAAUUAGUUGGAAGAAACUUUUUCGAUGCUGUAGCUAAGAUUGACUUGCGAGAACAUCGCAUGCAACUUUGGCCUGGUUAUCAGACAUCAAUCAGGCAACAUGAGCAGGACAUAUUGCUCUGCACAGAAAUCACUCACAAAGUAAUGCGCACUGAGACUGUUUACGAUAUUUUGAUGAAAUGCACACAGGAAUCCCGUGACUAUCAAGAGAAUUUCAAAAAGCAUGUCUUAGGGCUUACUGUGUUGACGGAUUACAAUAAUAAAACCUACAGAAUUAACGACAUUGAUUUUGCUGCUAAUCCAAAGAAGACAUUCAAAUGCAAAGAAAAGGACUUGUCAUUCAUUGACUACUACUAUCAGAAAUAUAAAAUUCGUAUAAGAGAUGCAAAACAACCGCUUCUAAUAUCAAAGUCAAAAGAUCGACAAAUACGAGGUGGUGGUGAUGAGUUCGUUAUCCUCAUUCCUGAGCUUUGCAGAGCAACUGGACUUACAGACACGAUGCGUUCAAAUUUUCAGCUUAUGAGAGCAAUGGCUGAUCAUACGCGAAUGAACCCAGAUCGUCGGAUAGAAAGGUUGCGAGUAUUCAAUCGACGUCUUCUUGAAACAGAGUCCAGUGUUAAAGUCUUAACUGAUUGGAAUAUGAAAUUAGAUAGAAACAUGGUAGAAAUUAAAGGUCGAGUUUUGGAACCACAGAAUAUUGUGUUCUUCGACAAGAGAAAAAUUACAGCUGGAGAACAAGCUGAUUGGACAAGGUCAUUUCGGGAUAAUGCUAUGUUUACCACACCUUCUCGUGGUCUCGAUCGUUGGGCAGUCAUUGCGCCGAACCGCAGUUCACGUGAUGUUAGGAAUUUCGUUGAUAGCCUGAUUCGGGCAGCAUCGGGUAUGCAGUUCCAAAUUCGUAGGCCAAGAGAGAACAUGAUUUUUGACGAUAGAAAUCAUUCCUACGUUAAGGCUAUUGAAGAUUGUGCUAAUGAUGAUCCCCAAUUGAUUCUAUGUUUGGUGCCGAAUAAUAACGCCGAUAGGUACGGUUCAAUAAAAAAAAAGAGUUGCGUAGAACGAGCAAUUCCCACUCAAGUUAUAACACACAAAACUGCCUCAAACCAACGUGGAUUAAUGUCCGUGGCGACAAAAGUUGCAAUCCAAAUAAACUGCAAAUUGGGAUACGCUCCUUGGAUGAUUGAACUUCCGCUCAGUGGGCUAAUGACCAUUGGUUAUGAUAUUGCUCGCGCAACCAGAGACAAGAGCAAGGCAUACGGAGCUCUUGUGGCGUCCAUGGACAUGAAAACAAAUGCCACAUUUUACAGUACAGUAUCUCCUUGCCACAGUGCUGAUUCACUAUCCAAUGAACUUACUAUAAGUGUUAUGAAGGCACUCAAGCAAUACCAAAGGGAACAUGAUAAACUACCAGCCCGAAUUCUCAUGUAUCGUGAUGGCGUUGGUGAAGGUUCGCUAAAUCAACUUGUUGAGCACGAGGUUAAGGAACUUGUUUCAAAGUUAGAGAAAAUCUACAAAGAACAAUCGGACAAACCUCUCAUGUUCGCCUAUAUUGUGGUUUCAAAGCAAAUAAAUACCCGCUUCUUUUCUAGAGGUAGAAAUCCCCCACCAGGAACAGUUGUAGAUGAUGUAAUUACGCUACCCGAACGGUACGAUUUUUAUUUAGUAUCUCAGUCAGUUCGACAGGGGACUGUUUCACCCACUUGCUACAAUGUAGUAUACAGUAACAUUAAAUUAACUCCAGACCAAUUACAAGUUCUAACGUACAAAAUGACUCAUUUGUACUACAAUUGGUCAGGAACUACUCGAGUACCAGCCGUCUGUCAGUACGCUAAAAAACUUGCCACUCUUGUGUCGCAAAAUAUAUUCCAGGUUCCGUCUAAUGCUUUAGAAAAGAAAUUGUAUUACUUGUAAUACCGAGAACUGUUUAUUCGUUUAAAGUUUUAAAAACAUGAUUACAGACUAAGAUACUUAUAUUUUUAAAUUCAAAUGAGCAAGGACUAAAAAUGAAUUAUAAAAAAACUGUGCUAACUUAUGAAUUGUAUAAGAUUUAAGUAUUUUGUUUUUUUAAAUCAUAAAAUACAAUUUAUAAACAUUCGUUUCUAUAACAUGGUUUCCAUUAAAAACCUAUACAAUUAUUAUAAUCCCCAAAUCUCUUAUUUUCUUUUGUGUUAUUUUCUUUUUUUCACAAAAUUUAUCAACCUUUAUAAAAAACCACCUUGGGACAAAGUAAAGUAAUGUACAAUUUUUAAAUCUAACAAAAAAAACUCCAAUGUAUUGGUACAUAAAUCUAAUUACUAGGGUUUAAACCUAAGCAACGAUAUUGGGCAUUGCAAAACUUUGUUUCACAUUAAAAAUUAUCAUAAAUGUAUUGACUGAAUGUGUUCAUCCUGGUCUAAAAUACUAUAUUGAAUACAAUCAUUAAUGAAGUUAUUUUGUAUUUUUUUAGAUUAAAAUAAAUUCAUUAUUUACAAAGA
Eupeodes corollae is the source of this 3433-nucleotide messenger RNA. It is a transcript of the gene piwi, whose product is annotated as protein piwi. The record is from RefSeq and is a predicted model, not a curated record. Bases 156 to 2870 code for a protein of 904 amino acids. Gene Ontology annotation, molecular function: piRNA binding; protein binding. Gene Ontology annotation, cellular component: P granule. NCBI's taxonomy places the organism in Eukaryota, Metazoa, Arthropoda, Insecta, Diptera, Syrphidae. Gene Ontology annotation, biological process: regulatory ncRNA-mediated gene silencing. The transcript has 11 exons.